Molecule: messenger RNA, 1397 nt
Organism: Glycine soja
Lineage: Eukaryota; Viridiplantae; Streptophyta; Magnoliopsida; Fabales; Fabaceae
Product: frataxin, mitochondrial-like
Exons: 5
Coding region: 274-849 (191 amino acids)
Biological process (GO): iron incorporation into metallo-sulfur cluster; intracellular iron ion homeostasis
Cellular component (GO): mitochondrion
Molecular function (GO): ferrous iron binding; ferric iron binding; 2 iron, 2 sulfur cluster binding
Source: RefSeq, a predicted model, not a curated record
CAACUUGGCAGGUUGAUGUGUCAAACACCCAAAGUAUGGAGUCAUCAAUUGGAUCAUAUAUACAUGCGAUUCGGCAUGACCCAGUUCGAUUCAGCUUCAAAUCGGGAUCCGACGGGUCACAUUGACCCGGUACGUUUCUCAACUGGUUCCCAAAACGCGUUGGCACCCACACGACGGCGCAGCCUCCAUUGCCGGUGGCGACGAACGUUUAAUUUGGCCAGCCUCCUCUUGGAAUCGCGACGGUGACGCACUGAGACCAGUGGCGUCGAUCCUAUGGCCUCAAAGCUGCUUUUGCAGAGAAGGCUCUUUAGGUUUCUGCAACUGUCACCACCUUUUUUUUCUUCCAUUCAUGCAGCCCCAACAAUCCUUUCUGCAAAAGCUUCAGAAUUCAUGUUUCUCUACAAUGUGAAUGCCCUUCUUCCUCCUCUCUCUCCUUCUAGAAACUUCUGCUCUCGCAGUUUUAACCUUCAUGAAUCUCAAGGCCCCCUGACUAUUGAUUACAGUUCUCUACUGCAGGAGGGUGAAUUCCACAGACUGGCUGAUUCCACAAUACAUAGCCUACAAGAGAAAUUAGAGGACUAUGGAGACUCAGUUGAAGUUGAUGGAUUUGACAUAGAUUAUGGGAAUGAUGUUUUGACUAUAAAACUUGGCGAUCUUGGCACCUAUGUGUUGAAUAAACAAACACCAAAUAGACAACUUUGGCUGUCUUCUCCUAUGAGUGGUCCGUCAAGGUUUGAUUGGGAUCGGGAUACAAAAGCUUGGAUUUAUAGGCGGAACAAAGCAAACUUGUAUAAAAUUUUGGAAGGGGAGUUGGAGCAGUUAUGUGGCAAACCUAUUGUUCUUUCUUAAGCUGUUGAGAAGGUGCUGCCUAAUCUUGAUUUUUUAUUUACAAGGCAAAUGAAUAGUGACGAGCCUUUAUUGUUAGCAUGUACUUGAAGGGCUUUCUUUUUACCUUGCCAUACGUAUGGCACCUUUACUGUAUCAGUUAUACAACACUUUUUCAAUCAUGAAGUGUAUCUUCUGAAUAAUCAGCAAAAAUUAGUAGUAAGCAAUUUCUUCUUUUAAAGUCAUACUAUUUUUUCAAUCUUGGCAUCAAUUUGCUUCUUUUAAGGAUUACAAUCGCAAUGGCCAUUGUUGUAAGCUACUACUAGCAUUUUGGUAUCCAAUUUUUGAGGUUUAGAGGGAUAAUAGACGUGCCUGAUAAAUGUCAGAAGGAAAAUGAAAAAGGUUCUCUACAAAAUAAAAAAGCUUUUAGCCCUUGUUUGCUCUUACGAUGUGCAGCCUUGUUUCACACCAGUGAUUUCUAAUUAGUUAUGGGAAGAUAACCAUUAUUUUCAUUCUUUGUAACAGGAGAAUGUGUAUUUUAUAUUUUUAUGUUCUUUAGGCUUGUAUUUUCA